AUGGAGUAUCACUCGAAUGGAAACGGUGUGAGUGGGACCAAUGGAUCAGGUCGCCACCAUUCGGCGGACUUGCCAUCGACCCCGACUGGCAAUGGGUUUGGAAACGGCGAAGGAGGAUCCAGGUAUGAAUCAAUGGCGGAGAAAUUCCGUGAUAGUGGCGCUACGCCGCGCACCCCUAGAGCAUCUGUCGCUUCUACCCUUAUCACUGCAUGUACCAACUCACCUGUUGUAUCGUUCACCCGUGGUGUGCUUCGUGCAUCGCGCAAGAAGAUUUGUCCACUUCUCGCAAAGUCGGCGUCGGCUCAGAUGAGCGAAUAUUAUCGUGUGGCGAGCCCAACCAACAUCUGGAAGCACUACGGAAUGGACGGACCACCAUUUAUGGGUCCAAUUCUCAAGAUGCAAGAAUCGCCGAAAUCGCGGACACUGGACAUUUUGGAUCGCUCGCAAAGCACUUAUUGGGGUACGGCUCCGGCUGAGAUGGUCGAAUUGGCCAACAAAUACAACUUCCAAAUUGACGAGAAUAGCAGCAUUCAACAGGAGGCGCUCGAACUUCGUUCUGUGAUUCGCAAGGAUCUUAAGAAGAAACUGAAAAUCAAGAGUGGAUACAGUCGGAUUAAGCUCAUCACUUCAGAUCGUCGUCAAAGCGAAUUCUUGCGCUACGAGUUGUGUGAUCUCAACGAACAGAUUGCUGAUCUUCAAGAGGAUCUUCAAGCGUUAGAAAUGUAUAACAGUGGUGCAUUUGAUGAGGACGUGAUGUAUCUGGACAAUCUGGAAGACUGUGACGUGGAGAAUGGACCACCCAGCAAACUACUCGUUCUGCAGUUGGAGCUCGAGAAAGAACUCAAAGUGAAGCGAGGACUCGAGCAGUUUCUGCGUGGUGCUCCUGACAAGUCAAAGGUGCAUGGUGACUCACAAAGUCUUCUGGACGACAGCCGCGCAAAGAUUGCAAUGCUCCGAAUGCAAAUCGAUCGUCUCUCACAGGAUAUUCCAGCAGCUGAAGGAGAGCCAAAAUCAAAGGUGGAGCUUGCCAUCCAGGAUCUCAUCAUUCGUUAUCACAAGGAGAAGCUUAUUAUGGACGGAUCUCGCAACAUGAUUCGCACAUUGCGUUGCCAGAAGAAACUGGACAACAAGGCCAUUGAGGACGCUCUCAACAGUUUGAUCAUCUCUUCUGAAAAGUCAGAUCUCAUCAAGUUGGCUCUUCUGAAGUACGCAUCUAGCUUGCCAGUGGACAACAAGGAGAGAAAAUUCCUGAUCAGCGAGAUCAAUGGAGGAAACGUGCCAACUCCACAAGCAGUCAGCCAGGAUCGCAAUUCUCCAUCGAGCGAGGAAGGAAGCACAACGUCUUCCACCGUGGCGACACGUCGUUCCAGUUUCAUGCCUCACUCGCUUCAAAUCAGUGGAUGCUUGGAGGUCACUAUCAACGGAUGCUCUGGAAUUCUCGCAGACACCUAUGAUCGGAGAAUUCGUCAGGAUAUUCCAAACAUCCCUGGGUAUAUUUCAGUCUACGGUUUGGAUUCAUCUGGCAAGAAGAAGAAAUCGUUCAAGGGACCAUUGACACCAGAGGAGGUCUUUUGCGUUCUUCGCAUUGACAAUCGCUACAUCGGAUCGACGGAUCUCAAAAAGAUUGUGGACCGUAAUUGGGAUCAGAAGUUUGAUGUGGACUUGGAUCGCUCUCGUGAGCUUCAAAUCGAGCUCUUCUACCAUGAUGACCGCUCAAUGUGUGGAUUCGCCGCUGUCAAGCUCUCCAACCUCAUCGAGACGUCUACCAAAGUUGGCAUCAUUGUUCCCGUCGAGCCACAGGGCAAUAUCUUUGUCCAGUUCAAGUACAUGAAUCCCGUUGUUAGCCGUAAGCCUAAGUUGGAGCGUCAGAGACGUUUGUUCCGCGUGAAAGGUAUAGGAAAAAACACGAGAUUUUCAUUAAUUUCCGCUAUUGUUUUUCAGAAUCCAAUGACGGUGCUCGUCAGAAACUUGGCGUCUUUGCAUUUUCGCGUCUCAUCAAGAGUAGAGGAAAUGAGCCAAGCGAAAAGUUCGCCGCAUUCACUGGUACGAUUCACUCCAAUGGCCUCCACGUCUUCGCAGCAUCAGCAGUCUGGAUCCACCACUCCAGGAGCAUCAGCUUCGUCAGCUUCCGCUCCUCCAGCAACGUCGAAUUCGCUAUUCGACAAGGGUUUCAAUCCACGCAAGUCGGCUAAAAAACAACGAGAGGCGCGAGAAGCAGCUGCUGCCUCUGCCGCCGCCUCUUCUGUCACAUCAUCGAGCCAUGGAGUCACUUCUACCCCAACAUACCCAAUGCCUCCGAUGACUCGUGAACGCGCGUUGGUCGUCGACGAAAUCCCAGCGGAUCGAUCAGGCCCAAGCACAAGUGCACCAAUUCCAGCGGCUCGUACUAUUGACUUCUUCGCCACCAGUGCUGGCGCACCACUCACUGUCGAUCAAUUCCGACUGAUCAGUGUUCUUGGACGUGGCCACUUUGGAAAGGUCAUCUUGUCGCAGCACAACCCAACAAGCAACUACUACGCUCUGAAGGUUCUGAAGAAGGGAGACAUUCUUGGAAGAGAUGAGGUUGAGUCAUUGAUGGUCGAAAAGCGCAUCUUCGAAGUGUCCUCUCGCGCUCGUCACCCGUUCCUUGUCAACCUUCAUGGAUGCUUCCAAACCGUUGAGCACGUCUUCUUCUGCAUGGAGUACAGCAUGGGAGGUGACUUGAUGCGUCAUAUCCAUGACGACGUUUUCGAUGAGGUUCGUGGAUGCUUCUACGCCGCCUGUGUUGUGCUCGGAUUGGAUUUCCUUCACAAGCACAACAUCAUCUAUCGUGAUAUCAAGCUGGACAAUUUGCUGCUGGAUCGUGAUGGAUACGUCAAGAUUGCUGACUUUGGUCUGUGCAAGGAAAAUAUGGGACCAUUCGACAAGACGAGCACUUUCUGUGGAACUCCGGAAUUCUUAGCUCGUAAGUUUCAAAAUCAGUGUUUUGUCGCAGUUCCACAAUUCCCAAAAUUUUCAGCUGAAGUCCUCUCCGACUCUGCCUCACUCGGGCCAUUGACUGGUGGGGACUUGGUGUCCUCAUCUUUGAGAUGCUCGUUGGAGGAGAUCUUCGAUUCCAUCAUCUCUGAAGACGUCCGCUACCCCAGAUACCUCUCCGUUGAGUCGAUUGCCAUCAUGAGAAGACUGCUCCGCAAGGUUCCCGAAAAGCGUCUCGGCUAUGGAGAACGUGAUGCUGAGGACAUCAAAAUCCAGCGCUUCUUCCGUCACAUCUCAUGGGAGUGGGACAACCUUCUCGCCCGCGAAAUUCGUCCACCAUUCCAGCCACAAAUUCGCAACCCAGAAGACGUGUCCAACUUUGACCUGGAAUUCACCUCAGAACGUGCCCGCUUCUCAUCAGCCACUAGCACUCGCCCAAUCACCGAAGCCGAUCAACGGCUUUUCAAUAACUUCGACUUCUCUAUUGUCCCAUAA
Caenorhabditis briggsae is the source of this 3450-nucleotide messenger RNA. It is a transcript of the gene Cbr-pkn-1, whose product is annotated as Protein CBR-PKN-1. Gene Ontology annotation, molecular function: ATP binding; protein serine/threonine kinase activity. The transcript has 8 exons. Gene Ontology annotation, biological process: signal transduction; protein phosphorylation. Bases 1 to 3450 code for a protein of 1149 amino acids. NCBI's taxonomy places the organism in Eukaryota, Metazoa, Nematoda, Chromadorea, Rhabditida, Rhabditidae. The record is from RefSeq and is a predicted model, not a curated record.